This is a messenger RNA of Vanderwaltozyma polyspora DSM 70294, 1917 nucleotides long. RefSeq lists its product as uncharacterized. The record is from RefSeq and is a predicted model, not a curated record. Bases 1 to 1917 code for a protein of 638 amino acids. Gene Ontology annotation, molecular function: phosphoprotein phosphatase activity. NCBI's taxonomy places the organism in Eukaryota, Fungi, Ascomycota, Saccharomycetes, Saccharomycetales, Saccharomycetaceae. The transcript has a single exon.
AUGAGGGACAAUUUUAAUAUUGAACACGAUGGUAUAACUUGUACUUUUGUAGAAACUCCGCCAAGCUAUAUUAAACUUGAACCAAAUGAAGAGUUUUUGUAUAUCAAGAACUCAAAAUAUCAUUUAGAGAAUGGUAUUGCGUGUAUUUUAACUUAUCCAAGUUCACUGAAAUUGUACCAUACUUUUAAGGAAAGAAUAAAACAUGAAAAUAUUCAUAAUUUAGCUAAUCAUAGGUUUGUGCUAUUGCUUCAUGGUAUGCAAUCUCAUAAGAAUGCUGUUUAUCAACCUUUGUUGGCUUCGAAAUUGUCAGAUCUAGGCUACUUUACGUUAAGAUUGGAUUUUAGAGGGAAUGGUGAUUCUGAACCUUGUUCACACAACAAGACUGGGAGAAAUAUCAAUAUUGAUUUAGAAGAUAUUGGGACUAUAUAUAGUUUUAUUAAGAACUCGAAAAUAUUUUUAAACCAUUCACUCUCGUUCGAUACAAUAGUAGCACAUUCUAGAAGUGUCAUUUCAAUGUUUCAAUUUUUAAUAGAAAACCCAACUAUAUAUAUUCCAAACUUGAUAAACUGUUCUGGUAGAUUCGAUGGAUUGACAUUACUAGAACGGUUACAAAAUAAACAUCCACAUUUAGAAAAAGAGAAUGGGUUUUGGUGCACUUUAUUGAGGUAUGGAGAAAUUGUCAAUUCCUGGAUUCCACUUGAUGAGAUGUUGAGUUUUAUUAAUACAGAUUCCAAAGAAUUCGAUAAAAUUAAUAAUAAUUGUUGGGUUCUUUCCUGUUAUGGAUCUAAAGAACAGAUAAUCCCAUUGGAAUCGGCAUCACACUUUGCAAAUACCUUUAUAGGUAGACAUUGCCUACAAAUCAUUGAUGGAGCCGAUCAUAACUUCUAUGGUUUGCCAGAUGAUCAAAACCUUUCAAAUUUACCUUUGAGAAAAGGUAAAGUGAAUUAUGGCGUCUUAUUGACCUCAAAGAUAAUUGAUCAUUUGAGUUGGCAACAUCAAUUAGAGAGGUUCUACAAGAUUACUGAAUAUAUAGACGUUAAUCCCAAUAAUAUGUUUCAAAAUCCAUCGGUAAAACUGUCAAGAUGGCCAUUAGAGUACAAUUAUUCAAAAGUUUCUAAUUUUAGAGAUAUUGGUGGAUAUUUGACAAUAUUUCAAAACCGUAGAGUUAAAUCUGGACUACUGUUUAGAAGUGCAAACCCGUGUGACAUAACUCAAAACGCAUUGCAUUACAUGCAGAGCACACUAAAUAUUAGACAUGUAUUUGACUUAAGAUCUCAAGAGGAAGCGUUAGAAAACGGUAUUAUUAACGUUGACGCUCCUGGAUAUAAUAUGAAAGUUGAAAAAUUACCGUUUAAUAAAAACGUGAGUAUGUCACCCGACAUGAUGGCAGAACAUUUCCAAAGUCUAUUAAUCUCAGCUCAAAGUUUUCCAAAGACAUACAUGAUAAUAUUAAAAGAAUCAAUAGAAGAGAUUAGAAUUUUUUUCCAAUUUAUAAUCGAUGGUCACUGUAAUAAAAAAAAUGCUGUCAUGUAUCAUUGUACCGCCGGGAAGGACAGAACAGGAAUUUUGACAAUGCUUAUCUUAUCAAUACUAGGUGUUGAAGAUGACCUGAUUGCUAAAGAAUAUGAAUUAACCACUAUUGGGCUGAAAACAGAAGAAAAACUAUACAAAAAAAUUGAGGCUAGAAGUGAUCUAUACGUUCAAAUGUUCAGCCGAGACCCAAACAGGAUAAUACAAGAGUAUAAUUUGACACCACAGAAGAUGUGUAAAAACUUAUUAUCUUCUCGUUAUGAAGCAAUGAGAAUUUUCAUCGAAGAAUUCAAUAGGGAAUAUAACUCCAUCGACGAAUUUUUCAUCAAACAACUCCAAUUUUCCCUUCAUGAUAUAGGGAAACUGAGGGAUAUCCUUCUAGAAUGA